AUGGGUAAAUUAUUUAAAGUAUUAGUUUGGGGUAAGAGUGCUGUUGGCAAAACAUCAUUAAUUGAACAAUUGGCUUAUGGACGUAUAGAAGACAAAUCCUAUCGAGAAACAAUUGAAGAUACAUAUUGUAUACAAUAUGAUAAUAGUUUAAAUGAGAAAGAUAUUGUACUUCGUGUACAUGAUAUUGGUGGUGUGAAAAAUUCUCCUGGUGAAGAGUUCUCAAAUAUACGCCAUUUAAUGACUCUUGUCGAUGCUGUUAUUCUUGUAUUUGAUAAUCGUUCAAAUGAAUCUUUUGAAUGUUGUAAAGCUAUUAAAGAUAUAAUUGAAGCUAAAAUGACAGAUAAAAAUAAAAAAGAAAUUUUACCAAUACUUGUAUUAUGUAAUGAAAUUGUAUCAGAUGAACGUCGAUCAAAUUUUACUCAAACUGAUGGAGAACAAUGGACAGCUAAAGAUAAAUGUUUUGUGGGUAAUCGAGUAUGGUUUGUUAAUCUUCAUGAUCGUACACGUACGGUUGAAGCAUUCACUGCUCUUAUGAAAGAAUUAUAUAAACCACAAACAGCAAUCAAAGAAGCUGCUGAACGUAAUAUAUUACCUCGUCUAGGCAUAAGCGAUACUAUGACGAGUAAUACAACAACAAAUCCAUCGAUCGAGUCACAAUUAGAUUGUGCACUCGAUUUAAUGCGACGUCUACCACCACAACAAGUGGAAAAAAAUCUUUCGGAUCUUAUUGAUCUUGUACCCGAUUUAACUGAAGAACUUCUAGCUGCUGUUGAUCAACCACUUAAAGUUGUUCGUGAUCGAACUGUCGGAAAAGAUUAUCUAUUAUGUGAUUAUAAUCGUGAUGGCGAUUCAUAUCGAUCACCAUGGACAAAUACUUAUGCACCACCAUUUGAUGGAAAUCUUCCAUCGGAUCGUCUUCGUCAGUUGGAAAUUGAAGCUAAUCAAGCUUUUGAACAAUAUCGUGAAAUGUAUUUUGAAGGUGGUGUUUCAUCGGUUUAUUUUUGGGAUCUGGAAAAUGGUUUUGCUGGUGUUAUACUUAUAAAAAAAGUUGGUGAUGGUAGUAAAAAAAUCAAAGGUUGUUGGGAUUCAAUACAUGUUGUUGAAGUACAAGAAAAGCAAAGUGGUCGUUCAGCACAUUAUAAAUUAACAUCAACAGUAAUGCUUUGGUUACAAACACAUAAAACAAUGUCAGGCAUGAUGAAUUUAGGUGGAAGUUUAACACGACAACUUGAAUCUGAUCAUCAAAUAACAGAUUUUUCACAACAUAUUAUUAAUAUUGGUAAAAUGGUUGAAGAAAUGGAAAAUAAAAUUCGACAAACACUUAAUUCAAUUUAUUUUGGAAAAACAAAAGAUAUAUUAAAUAGUUUACGUAAUUCGGAAAAUUAUCAAGGUCGUAUUCGUUUACAACAAGCUAAUUUUACAGGUGAAUUGCAAUCAGCACUUAAUCGCACACGACCAGUUGAAUAA
Messenger RNA from Rotaria sp. Silwood2, 1467 nucleotides. NCBI's taxonomy places the organism in Eukaryota, Metazoa, Rotifera, Eurotatoria, Philodinida, Philodinidae. The record is from the annotation of a GenBank genome assembly.